Molecule: messenger RNA, 3240 nt
Organism: Aspergillus terreus NIH2624
Lineage: Eukaryota; Fungi; Ascomycota; Eurotiomycetes; Eurotiales; Aspergillaceae
Product: putative importin beta-4 subunit
Exons: 6
Coding region: 1-3240 (1079 amino acids)
Biological process (GO): protein import into nucleus
Cellular component (GO): cytoplasm; nucleus
Molecular function (GO): nuclear import signal receptor activity; small GTPase binding
Source: RefSeq, a predicted model, not a curated record
AUGACAUAUGCUCACAGCAAGACCACCGACACCGUUCUUACAAUCCAAUGUUUCUCCAAUUCUUCUUACAAUCAGACACUUUGCCUUGAUAUUCUCUACAAAAGACUCCUGCAGCAACUGCAGAUCGUCCUCAACCCUGCCCAGGGUAACGUCAAGGAGGCCACCGGCAUUCUCCAGCGCGAGUUCUACAACAAGCCCGAGUCCCUGGUCCUUCUCAUCCAGAUCGCUACCGGACACGAAGAUGCCAACCUCCGACAGCUCGCCGCCGUCGAGGCUCGGUCCCUCGUCAACAAGCACUGGGUUUCCGUCCAGGCCGGUCAGAAGCCUCAGAUCCGCGAGCAAUUGCUCCGUGCUACCAUGGGCGAGUCUUCCGACCUUGUCCGUCACUCCGUCGCCCACGCUCGGCGAGGGUCUGGAGGAGAAGUACCAGGACCUGUCAACCUGUUCAGCAAGACCAUCCGCGACCCCGAGAGCGAAGAGGUCCGUGUCAACACCCUCCUCGCGCUGAGCAAGCUCGGCAUGCACCUCGACUCUGAGGAGAACAUGGCUCCCGUCAAGGCUUUCCAGGAGAUCCUGCCCUCCAUGGUCGCUGUUCUGAAGGAGUCCAUCGAUCAAGGUCACGAGGACCGCGUCAUGCAGGGCUUCGAGGUCUUCCAGACCCUCCUGGGUUGUGACCCGGCCUUGAUGACCGUCCACCUUAAGGAUCUGGUCGUCUUCAUGAAUGAGAUUGCCGCCAACACCGAGGCCGACGAGGAUACCCGUACCCAGGCUAUCAGCUUCCUGAUGCAGUGCGUCCAGUAUCGCAAGCUGAAGAUCCAGGGUAUGCGCCUUGGUGAGCAGCUCACCCGCACCGCUCUCCACAUCGUCACUGAGCUCGGUGACGCAUCCGCGGCCGACGACGAUAUCACCCCUGCCCGCUCUGCCCUGGGUCUCCUCGACAUGCUCGCUCAGAGCCUGCCCCCCAGCCAGGUUGUCGUUCCUCUUCUCCAGUCCCUGGGACAGUACUUCAGCAACAGCAACCCUGACUACCGCCGCGCCGGUAUCAUGGCUCUUGGCAUGUGUGUGGAGGGCGCUCCCGACUUCAUCAGCACUCAGAUGAAGGAAAUCUUCCCCAUGGUCCUGCAGCUUCUGGCCGAUCCCGAGCCUAAGGUGCGCCAGGCCUCUCUGCACACCGUCGCUCGUCUCGCCGAUGAUCUUGCCGAGGACCUUAGCCAGGAGCACGAGAAGCUCAUGCCUCUUCUGUUCAACAACCUCGCGAGUGCCAUGCAGGAGUACAAGGGCGAAGAGGAUGGUCCCACCAUCGACAUCAUGAAGGCCGGUAUCAGCGCCAUCGACGCUGUUGUCGACGGUCUGGACGAGAAGGACGUUGCUCCCUACCAAGGUGAGCUGGUCCCUAUCCUCCACAAGCUCUUCAAGCACCCCGACUUUAGAAUCAAGGGUCUCGCCGCCGGAGCCCUGGGAUCUCUUGCCUCCUCUGCCGGAGACUCCUUCCUGCCCUUCUUCGAUGAGUCCAUGCACCUCCUCCAGGAGUUCGCUACUGUCAAGGACAGCGAGGAGGAGCUUGACCUCCGCGCUAGCGUCACUGAUGCUAUGGGUGAGAUGGCCGCCGCCGCCGGCCCCGAGCGCUACCAGCCUUACGUUGAGCCGCUCAUGCGUGCCACCGAGGAGGCUCUUCACCUUGGCCACUCCCGCCUGAAGGAGAGCACCUACAUCUUCUGGGGUGCUAUGUCUAAGGUCUAUGCCGAGCACUUCUCCCCCUUCCUCGAUGGCGUUGUCAAGGGCCUGUUCGAUUGCAUUGAGCAGGAUGAGAACGACCUCGAAGUUUCUCUCGGUGAGGCUGCCAAGGACCUCAUCGGCCAGGAAGUGACCGUUGCUGGCCGCAAGGUCAAGGUCGCCAGCGCUGAUGACGAUGAUGAGCCGGUUGGCGAGAACGGCGAGAUCGAGGAUGUCGACGUCGAUGAGGACGAAGAUGCCUGGGACGACAUCACCGCCACCACUCCCAUCUCUCUCGAGAAGGAGAUCGCCGUUGAGGUCAUCGGUGACCUUGUUACCCACACCAAGACCGCUUAUCUGCCUUACUUUGAGAAGACCAUCGAGGUUGUCCUGCCCCUUGCGGAGCACCCUUACGAGGGAGUCCGUAAGAACACCAUCAGCACUCUUCACCGCUCUUACGCCAUGCUCUUCUCCAUCGCCGAAGAGAGCGGCCAGAUGCCCAAGUGGCAGCCCGGCCUUCCCCUGAAGGUCGAGCCCGCCAAGGAGGUCAAGAAGUUCGGUGAAAUCCUCAUGACUGCUACCAUCAAGAUGUGGACCGAGGAAGAUGAUCGUGCUACCGUCGCCGACAUCAACCGCAACAUGGCGGAGAACCUUCGCUACUGUGGUCCCGCUCUGAUUGCCAACGAGACCACCCUGCACAACGUCAUCACCAUGAUCACCGACAUCAUCACCAAGCAGCACCCUUGCCAGCUUGAGUUCGGCCCCGAGGACGAGGCCCUUGCUGCCGGUGAGGAGACCUCUGAAUUUGACUGGGUCGUCGUCGACACUGGUCUCGACGUUGUUUCGGGUAUGGCCGCCGCCCUGGGCGACAGCUUCGCCGAGCUGUGGAAGGUGUUCGAGAAGACCGUUCUCCGCUAUGCCGGCAGCACGGAGUCUCUCGAGCGUGCCACCGCUGUUGGUGUCCUCGCCGAGUGCAUCAACGGCAUGGGCGGAGCGGUCACCCCCUUCACCCCUAGCUUCCUGAAGCUGCUUGUGCACCGUCUUGGUGACGAGGACCCCCAGACCCGCUCCAACGCCGCCUACGCCGUUGGUCGUCUGGUGGAGCACUCCAACGCUGGCGCUGAGCUUGUGAAGGAAUUCCCCACUAUCCUCAGCCGCCUCGAGCAGUGCCUCCACAUGGACGUCUCCCGUCUUCAGGACAACGCCACUGGCUGUCUCAGCCGCAUGAUCCUGAAGCACCGCGAGAGCGUCCCCCUCAAGGAGGUCCUGCCUGUUCUUGUCCAGAUCCUGCCCCUCAAGAACGACUACGAGGAGAAUGACCCCCUCUACCGCAUGAUCUGCCAGUUGUACAAGUGGGAGGACGCGACUAUCCGCGAACUCACGCCCCAGCUGGUGCCGAUCUUCCAGUCGGUGCUGACGGGUGAUGCGGACCAGCUGGAGGACGAGCGCCGUGCCGAGCUUACCGAGCUGGUCAAAUGGCUGAACCAGAUGCAGCCGGGCGUUGCUCCUUGGGCGGAGCAGCUCUAA